Molecule: messenger RNA, 2246 nt
Organism: Osmia bicornis bicornis
Lineage: Eukaryota; Metazoa; Arthropoda; Insecta; Hymenoptera; Megachilidae
Exons: 4
Coding region: 266-715 (149 amino acids)
Source: RefSeq, a predicted model, not a curated record
AUGAGCGACAAAACAGUCGUACCCGGGUACGUGGCCGAGCUUGAAAGCUUUCCCGUCGUUUCACCGCCGCGACCAGACGAAAAAUCAAAAAGCAAGCGAACCAGAUAGAGUAUUUUGCGUGUUUGCCGCGUGUCAUCAACCCGAUCGUUCGUGACUCAAUGCCGCUUGAUCGAUUCGCGCGACGUCUCGUUUCUUUGCCAAUUUUUAAUUAUAAUCCAGCCAAUUUUCAUCGAACCUCAACGUUUUAACAUUAUGUUCGACUAAUAUGGCACGCUUUUAUUACGAGUGUAACGUGGUUCUAAAAAACAGUACCGAAGACGGUGAAACGAUUAAACCGUACGCGUGCACUCCAGAUAAAUAUUGCUUGUAUUGUUGUUGCAAUUCUCAGUGUUGUCUAUUGGUACAAAGACGGCCACCACGACACUUUUGGGAAGCCUGGUACUUUUGGCUAGGCAUUGCUUUACUCGCUGUUUUCAUCAUCUCUUCGGUGAGCAGCUAUAUAGUCAGUAAUUGCAGACAUAAUAUUCAAGGUGUACCAUUAAGACACAGCACACACGACAAUCGACGAAACGAUCAUGGUAAUCCGCCAGGAAGCAACCAGAACGAGAUAUCGAUAAGUAUAAUCCCGACAUCGGAGUUUUUCCCAUCGCACAGAAAAAUGUUUGUGGUUGCCUCGCAGCCGGCAGUCAAUCACCUGACCCCUGUUGUUGCGUGAAGUUCUUUUGUCUUAAGCGAAACGAUUAUGCCGACGAGACGAGAGUGGAAGAUCAUCGUCUGGCAUUUUGCAAGGUAAUGUUACUCGAAAGACAUCGUGUCGCUUCGAGAGCUACUUCGAUCGGUCAGAACGACCUAACAGCGUCAUUACCUUGCGGAGAACAUUUAAGAUAAACGCGACUUUUUACUUAGCUACCCCGGACAUGAUAAUCGGUCGCGGCUUCGAUCACUGGCAGCAUUCUGAACAAAUGAACGAUUUUAAACGAGAUCAUAUCUCCAUGUUCGAUCUAUCAUUAGAGUUACUUGGAUCCAACUGAAAAAUUGUAUAAUUAAUCCCUCGGGAGCAAUCAGAAUCAUGGAAUGCAAAUGUUUCUGACAAAUCGUUACACCGAUCAUCGUUUUUCGAUUCGAGGCAAGAUACGUGGAAUUGAAAAACGGUGAUCUACGAUAGCGUCAGUGGAGUACAAAUUGCAGAACGGAAUUGAUUAGACCCUAAGUCGUUUCGUCGCUUCGUAACAUCGGUCAGGCAUUUUCGGAUUUUCGAACCGAUCUGUAUUCUGCUUCCAUUCGAUCGAGCACGAUGCAACCAGCCCGAUCGAAACUCGUUCUCGAGGCCUCGAAUGGGCGUAACUCCCAUUAACAAUUAAGAAGACACGCUCGAGCCUGGUCGACGUACCUGCCCGGCUACCAACAGAUCGGGGGCUAAUUAAAAAGGACAAUCGAGCGAAUGCAACUCAAGGCGACGUGUAUUCCCUAUCUAUUCGCGCAUCUUUCUUUAUCUCUCUCCUUUCCACCCUUGCCGUCUGUCUUUCUCUUUAUCUUCGCGACUCUUCGUCUUCCUUUUCCUUCUAACCAGCUACUCGCCGCUUUCCUGUCUCAAGAUCGAUCCCUCGAUAACGGUUAAUCGUGGUAAUCUUCGCAGAAGGGAGGAAUCCGGAGAAACUUCAACGUUUGUAGAGCCGCGCGAGCUUCUACGACGAUCGUUCUUGAUCUUGGUAUUUAACAGCCUUAAAACGUAAUCAAGGAAUGCACUGAUCGACUAGUAAGUUGGUCCUUAUUUUCCGAUUUGCAGUUUUCUUCGAGAUUAAAAUUUUUUAAUUGAAGAAGGGGGAAGAAGUAAUACGUUUUGCGCAGAUAAGGACUAUCCUGUUAUACAGAACCAAGGAAUCGAAUAAUUUGAUAAUUUUCUGUAUCGCAAUAUCAUACUCUAUCGUGAAAUGAUUGGCUGUGAUCAUGUCAAUUCGAUGAUUAAUUAAAAUUAACGUAGAAUGCAUUGUUUUCGUAGUACAAUUUGCCGUGAUAAUCAGUUUGACGUUAUAGUUGGUUGCGAAACGAGCGAGAAAUCAAAUUAAUUAGUAUGCACCGAAAGAAAAAAAUACAGAUAUACACGUUUGACAUUUCGCACGAGUGUGAUUGUAAUUAGUUGCGUAGGAUGAGAGUGGAAACUACCGUUUGAUCAUUAUAAACGAUUGUAGCAAAACCGUGAUAAAAAGUUCUCUAAAUAAACAAUUUCGAUGUGUUGCAAUUACUAA